AUUAAAUCUCCGUGCACUAUCCGUUUCACGUCUGUAUACUCUGCGAACUCAGUGAUUCUGUUUGGGAGGAUUUUGAUGGCUGGUAACAUAUUAAACUUAGAAAAAUCUGAUCCUUUUAAAGCUGCUAGCACAGCGAGUGCUAGUGGGGGAGGAGCGGGUGAUGGGAACUUUGUUCACGUGAGAAUACAGCAAAGAAACGGGCGAAAGACCCUAACAACUGUACAAGGGAUAUCUCAGGAUUAUGACUUAAAGAAAAUAGCCAAAGUCUGCAAGAAGGAAUUCGCUUGUAAUGGGACAGUGGUAGAUCAUCCAGAGUACGGUGAAGUAAUUCAGCUUCAGGGGGACCAGAGAAAUAAUAUUUGUGAAUUCCUGGUGAAGGUCGGUCUUGUAAGCAAGGCUAACUUGAAGCUACACGGUUUCUGAUAUCUUCACAAUCUACCAAUCAGCAGAUACACACACACACUCAAUUUGAUGUAAAUUAUUAUUAUUGUUGUUAUUAUUAUUAUUAUUUAAUAUACUUUUAUCAUUACGCACUCUGUCAUUAAUUGUUGUUGUUGUUAUAGAAAACAAAGUUGAUAGAAA
Amphimedon queenslandica is the source of this 582-nucleotide messenger RNA. Its product is annotated as eukaryotic translation initiation factor 1-like. Gene Ontology annotation, biological process: translational initiation. Lineage: Eukaryota; Metazoa; Porifera; Demospongiae; Haplosclerida; Niphatidae. The coding region runs from base 76 to 423 and encodes 115 amino acids. Gene Ontology annotation, molecular function: translation initiation factor activity. The transcript has 3 exons. The record is from RefSeq and is a predicted model, not a curated record.